This is a messenger RNA of Raphanus sativus (radish), 1966 nucleotides long. Its product is annotated as vesicle-associated protein 2-2. The transcript has 10 exons. Lineage: Eukaryota; Viridiplantae; Streptophyta; Magnoliopsida; Brassicales; Brassicaceae. Gene Ontology annotation, biological process: endoplasmic reticulum membrane organization. Gene Ontology annotation, cellular component: endoplasmic reticulum membrane; plasma membrane. The coding region runs from base 620 to 1750 and encodes 376 amino acids. The record is from RefSeq and is a predicted model, not a curated record.
ACUAAAAAAAAACGAGAGGGGGUUGGUGAUCGGAAUGGAAUCACGAUUCACGCGUGUUAUACCCCUCUUCAAAAGCAUUCAAAUUUAAUUAAAAAGGUUGCAUUUAUUACCCCAAUCACAUUCUCUCCUAUAUUUUCGCAUCUACCAAAAUCGCAAAUCUCACUUAAAAUUUUUGUUUUAUCCUCAAAUCUCACUUAUAAUACCCAGGCCCGUUACAAAACUAUCGCAGAACAAAAACUGUUAUCUUCCAUCUCAGCACCAUACCCUUUUUUCGUGCGUGUUUGAUGUUUUGAACACAUUCCUCAUAUACUGUACUUGGGCCUUCACUGCUCUCUAUUGUUCGAUCCACCAUCUCAAAGCUCCGUUUGUUAUUCGUCGAGGAUACACGUUGAACUACUAUGAUGUAAUUAGAUCGUCGUUCGAACUUCACGCUGGGGGUUUUGAUUUUCCCGAUACUCUGAAAACGCGUUGCCGACAAGUUGUAAAUUAAAAAAAAAAAAAUCGAGUUUGAGUCUUCGGGCGAGUUCGCGCGGUUGUAUUUGAGAAGGAGUUAGCUAGCGCGGUGGUUCGUUUUAUACUUUGAAUCCGAAUCGCUACCUUUUUGUGUAUUUUAGCAACCAUGAAUAUGCCGCUGUUGGAUAUUCAACCAAGGACACUCAAGUUUGUAGUUGAUCUGAAGAAGCAGAGUACCUGCGUGGUUCAGCUAACCAAUACAACCCAUCUUUUUGUUGCUUUUAAGGUCAAAACUACAUCACCGAAGAAGUACUGUGUCCGUCCAAAUGUUGGCGUUGUGGCACCAAACUCAUCUUGUGAAUUCUCCGUGAUUAUGCAAGCUUUCAAAGAGCCACCUCCAGAUAUGGUUUGCAAAGACAAGUUCCUAAUCCAGAGUACUGCUGUCCCUGAGGAAACAACUGAUGAAGACAUCACAGCUAGCAUGUUCUCCAAAGCGGAAGGCAGACACGUUGAGGAAAACAAACUGAGAGUCACUCUCGUGAUGCCCUCUGACUCACCUGAACUCUCUCCAAUUAAGGGGACGCUGAAGCAGGAAGCAGUGUUUGAAGAUUCCAUCCUCAAAGAUCGAUUACAUGGUCAAUCAGAGUCUCUUCCUCCACAAUAUGAGGGGGAGAUUGUAAAGGAGCCUAGGAUGGUUGGGCAUGAUGAGUUAAAGCCACCAAGGAAGGGAGUCAUGGAGUUUACUAAAAAUGACAUAAAGGCAACUAAAGGUGGUGGCUACGAUACAUUGAAAAUGGCAAAAGAAGCUGAAUUCGAUCCUAUUAGGUCUCAUAAUGAUGCAGAUGAUGAAAGGGGGAUAAAGCCAACACAUAAUUUGGAUGCUCACACGAAUAUGGCCAUGGAGCUUUCUGGGGAUCAAGGGUUUGCUAACUCAGCCAACAGCGUGACUUAUCCUGAAGAACCAAAGAUGCAUAGGGACAGAGACGUUGUACAGCUGCAGAAAACAGAUGCUCAGAAUAUCAGAGCAUUGGAUGAGUAUAAGUUGGUUAAAGACAUCGAGGAGAUGAAGCUGAAAGUCAAUGCUCUCGAAGCCAAGCUAAAACAGGCUGAUUCAACCAUUUCGAAGCUAAUGGAGGAGCGGUCUAUAAGCUCCCAAAAUAGAGAAAGCUUGCAACAAGAGCUGGUGGAACUGAGGACAAAGAAGAUAGUGAAAGAAGUGCACAUUGGGUUCCCUCUGCUGUUUGUAUGCGUGGUGGCAUUCAUCAGCGUUGUUAUCGGGUAUCGUCUGCGCACUUGACUUGCUCGGUUUCUCCCUUUAUAUCUCUUAGCAAGUUGUGCAGUCAGAAAAUAUAGACAAAGGAAGGGAACUUAAUGAUUGGUUUCGUUUUAGUCAUAAUGAUGUUUCUCCAGGCACUUUUAAGAUGAAUUAUUAUUGACUGUAUAGCGUUGAGUGUUAGUCACUUAGUUGACACAAAUGGACAUAUGGUAUGAUGAUGAUAUGCUUUGUUCUCUA